AUGAAGCGGAAAACCGAGACAAGGGAGUCUCUGAAUGGCAAUGGCCAGCCGGAGACCAAGAAGCGCGCACUGUCAAGCGAAGAAGUGGCUGCGCGCUUUCGCGAUGGCCUAUUCGAGCCCUCGGAGCAACAGAAGUAUACCAAGGCGUACGCCCAGUCUGGCCCUUACAAGCACGGAGUCAUCCAUCCCCUAAUUGAGCGUUCCCUUUUGCGAUCGGUGCGUGACGAAAUCCAGGAACAUCUCGACUUCACCGAGAAAGAAACCGAUAUCUACAAGAUCUUCCAGUCUGGCGAUCUGGCGAAUCUGGACGGCCUGGACGAUGCUUCUCUGUCAAAGCUACCUUCAUUGCUGAAACUGCGUGAUGCCCUGUACUCUGCCCGAUUCCGGGAAUACUUGUCGGCCGUGACGGGCUCUGGCAAGCUUAGCGGGCGCAAGACCGAUAUGGCCAUCAACAUCUACAACGAGGGAUGCCACCUUUUGUGCCAUGAUGACGUGAUUGGAAGCCGACGUCUGAGCUAUAUCCUGUACCUGACUGAUCCCGACACUCCCUGGCAAGCAGAAUGGGGCGGUGCUCUACGCUUGUACCCUACCACCACCAAAAAGGACAUCAACGGGGAGGACGUCCUAGUUCCCAGCCCUGACUUCAGUCUGAGCAUACCCCCGGCAUUCAACCAGCUCAGCUUCUUCACCGUCCAGCCCGGUGAAAGUUUCCAUGACGUCGAGGAGGUGUAUCACCCCAAGGAGGGCGAAGAUAAAUCGGCCAAGCGCGUGCGCAUGGCCAUCAGUGGAUGGUUCCAUAUUCCGCAGAAGGGAGAGGAUGGUUACGAGGAGGGUCUGGAGGAGAAGCUGGCCGAGCGAAGCAGUCUGGCGCAGCUCCAGGGCCGCGGUGACAUCUACGAUUUGCCCCAGGCCAAGACGGUCGUGUGCGAGAAGGAGCCGGAGGUCAAGGGCAAGGGAAAGGCCAAGGUGGAGGAAGAACCCAGCUCCGAGUUCAGCGAAUCCGACCUCAACUUUCUCCUCCAGUACCUUGCGCCGUCCUACUUGACGCCCGACAUCGCCGAGGAAAUGUCCGAGACGUUCUCGAACGAAUCGUCACUCAACCUUGACCGUUUUCUGUCGGACAAGUUUGCUGCGCGGGUACGGGCUUAUAUCGAAGAGCAGGAGAAGCAGGAACUUCCCAAGUCCUCCGACGAGAUCCAGGCCAAGACCGAAUGGACGGUUGCUCGCCCGCCGCACAAGCAGCGCUAUUUGUUCCAGCAGCACGGGGCCGCCACGCAAGACCAGAAAACUCCUAUCCAGGAACUGCUGAACGAUCUGUUCCCCUCCCCAGCGUUCCGGAAAUGGCUGGCUCUGAUUACCGGUGCUGAGCACAUCACGAGCUAUGAUCUCCUGGCACGUCGCUUCCGCCGCGGGCAGGAUUACACGCUCGCGAGCGGAUACGACGGCGAAGAGCCCCGGCUAGAGUUCACGCUGGGCCUGACACCCACAUCCGGCUGGGAGAAGGAAACGGACGAGGACGAGGACGAGGAGAUGGAGGGCGAGGACGGCGCGGCGCCGGAGAAAGCCAAGGCGACGGACACUGCCCAGGCGGACGAGCCUGCGGUGGGCGGUUACGAGAUCUACAUGGCGGGCGACGACGAAGACGACGGGGACGCAGCCAUCUACAAGUCUGCGGCGGCGGACGAGGACGACGGCAUCCUCUUCAGCACCGCGGCUGGAUGGAACCGGCUCAGCAUCGUCCUGCGCGACAGCGGCACCCUCAAGUUUGUCAAGUACGUCAGCGCCGCGGCCAAGGGUGACCGCUGGGACAUUACUGGCGAGAUGGGCGUUGACUUUGGUGACGACGAGGAAGAUGAGGAUGACGAUGAGGAAUAG
This is a messenger RNA of Aspergillus thermomutatus, 1875 nucleotides long. RefSeq names its product oxidative DNA demethylase. NCBI's taxonomy places the organism in Eukaryota, Fungi, Ascomycota, Eurotiomycetes, Eurotiales, Aspergillaceae. Gene Ontology annotation, biological process: regulation of translational termination; peptidyl-proline hydroxylation. The coding region runs from base 1 to 1875 and encodes 624 amino acids. Gene Ontology annotation, molecular function: peptidyl-proline dioxygenase activity; iron ion binding; L-ascorbic acid binding. Gene Ontology annotation, cellular component: cytoplasm. The transcript is spliced from 2 exons. The record is from RefSeq and is a predicted model, not a curated record.